CCACACACCAGUCGUUGCUUUCUUAUUUCCAAAAAGUGUGUGUAGACCCAAUCCAUGAGCAACCACGUUACCAAUAGGCGUCCCCCAUGGAGAACAGUGCUUCUUGGAUUCUUGGGUUUUACUGAUCUUCCUGUCAAGGUGAAUUGUUGGUACUGUAACCAAGAUUCUUAUUUGCUGCCUGGAAGCAAACAGACCGAGGGGUACUGGCACUGUAACAUUUGCGAAAACACCAACGUAAAAGACGAGGUAAGCAAAUCUAUCUUUGGUCUUCACAAACUGCCUUGUACGAAAAAAAGAAACAGUUAUUUAAUACGCAGCCAUAAAGAGUGGUGAAAUUGUAGACACGUUGCCAGUAAUGUACGAUGCGUCACUGAAUCGCUCCAGUAAGUAAAGCCAAAUCAUGAGUGAUUACAUCC
Molecule: messenger RNA, 416 nt
Organism: Zychaea mexicana
Lineage: Eukaryota; Fungi; Mucoromycota; Mucoromycetes; Mucorales; Lichtheimiaceae
Exons: 2
Coding region: 55-333 (92 amino acids)
Source: RefSeq, a predicted model, not a curated record